GAUCCUUCAUUUGAAUACAAGGCAUACAAAUAUUCUUGCUACAGGGGCGUACGCGUUUCCGUAGUGCAACUAGACAUUAUGCCUGAUCCAUCCAAAUCGGCUCCAGCCCCCAAAAAAGGCUCCAAAAAGGCGGUCACCAAGGCGCAGAAAAAGGAUGGCAAGAAACGCAAACGGGGCCGCAAGGAGAGCUACUCCAUCUACGUGUACAAGGUGCUGAAGCAGGUGCAUCCGGACACCGGCAUCUCGUCCAAGGCCAUGGGCAUCAUGAACUCGUUCGUCAAUGACAUCUUCGAGCGCAUCGCCAGCGAGGCCUCCCGCCUGGCGCAUUACAACAAGCGCUCGACCAUCACGUCCCGCGAGGUGCAGACGGCCGUGCGCCUGCUGCUGCCCGGGGAGCUGGCCAAGCAUGCCGUGUCCGAGGGCACCAAGGCAGUCACCAAAUACACCAGCUCCAAGUGAGGCGCGGCGAGGGUGCCCUCAAUUCAAAGGCUCUUUUCAGAGCCACCCA
Messenger RNA from Mus caroli (Ryukyu mouse), 508 nucleotides. It is a transcript of the gene H2bc26, whose product is annotated as H2B clustered histone 26. Gene Ontology annotation, molecular function: DNA binding; structural constituent of chromatin; protein heterodimerization activity. NCBI's taxonomy places the organism in Eukaryota, Metazoa, Chordata, Mammalia, Rodentia, Muridae. Gene Ontology annotation, cellular component: nucleosome. The record is from RefSeq and is a predicted model, not a curated record.